Arabidopsis lyrata subsp. lyrata is the source of this 1457-nucleotide messenger RNA. RefSeq names its product probable purine permease 10. NCBI's taxonomy places the organism in Eukaryota, Viridiplantae, Streptophyta, Magnoliopsida, Brassicales, Brassicaceae. The record is from RefSeq and is a predicted model, not a curated record. Gene Ontology annotation, molecular function: purine nucleoside transmembrane transporter activity. The transcript has 2 exons. The coding region runs from base 68 to 1240 and encodes 390 amino acids. Gene Ontology annotation, cellular component: membrane.
UCGAAUCUGUUAAGAACAUCGUUAGUUCCUCCUUGUCCAUCUCCAAGGAGGUGAUUCCACAUCCACCAUGACCGCGGAUCAAGAACUACAAGUCAUCGUUCAGCAGGGAAAAGAACCAAAUCCAACAGUUCAAGAUGAAAGAAAUUCGGUCAGUAGCAGCCAAACAGAAGUAUCUCGCUCUAACACGUACAAACGGUGGCUCCGGGUGUCUCUCUAUACAUUCUUUGUCAUUUCAGGCCAAACAGUUGCUACAAUUUUGGGCAGACUAUACUAUGACAACGGAGGAAACAGUAAAUGGCUAGCAACGGUAGUUCAACUUGUUGGCUUUCCUGUUCUACUUCCAUAUUAUCUCAUGUCAAUCAAAACACAUGCAACAACUCAUAGAGAUGGAAAAAGAACCUCACCUAGGAACCGUGUAUUGGUUUACGUAGUGCUUGGACUUCUUGUAGGAGCAGAUUGCUAUCUGUACUCCAUCGGACUUCUUUACUUACCCGUUUCUACAUAUUCCCUGAUCUGUGCAUCUCAGUUAGCCUUCAACGCUUUCUUCUCUUAUUUUCUUAACUCACAAAAACUUACUCCUAUCAUUUUGAAUUCUCUUUUUCUCCUAACUAUAUCUUCCACCCUACUUGCGUUCAAUAAUGAGGAGUCAAAUUCCACAAAAGUUACAAAAGGAGAGUAUGUCAAAGGUUUCAUAUGCACAGUUGCUGCGUCUGCUGGGUAUGGCCUUGUCUUAUCCCUACAACAGCUAGCCUUCCUUAAAGUCCUAAAGAGGCAAACUUUCUCAGAAGUUAUGGAUAUGAUAAUCUACGUGAGUCUAGUUGCCAGUGGUGUUAGUGUGGUGGGGCUUUUUGCUAGUAGCGAAUGGAAAACUUUGAGCAGUGAAAUGGAAAACUACAAACCUGGGAAGGUAUCCUACAUUAUGAACCUAGUGUGGACAGCUGUUACCUGGCAGGUAUUCUCCAUCGGUGGCACAGGACUGAUCUUCGAGCUUUCCUCUCUAUUCUCAAAUGCAAUAAGCGUUUUAGGACUCCCCGUGGUUCCCAUCCUGGCUGUAAUCAUUUUCCAUGACAAAAUGAAUGGGUUAAAGGUGAUUUCUAUGAUCCUGGCUAUUUGGGGUUUCACUUCCUAUGUCUACCAACAAUAUCUUGAUGACAAAAACUUGAAGAAAAGUCAUGGAAUCACAACAACAAAAUCCCCUGACCCACCAGAAGCAGAAGAGUCAAGUUGGCAAUCAAAAUAACCUGAUUUUUGAAAGAUGGUGUCCUGCAGUUUACACACUCAAUCAAUCUGGUUAAGAAACUUACUUUACUUAUCGACCUGGAGGCAUCCUACAAGGAAGAAUACACAAUACAUUUUUGAUGCAACUAAUGUGAAGUCUCAGCUUGAAAUUUUUUGCAUCAAUGUAACAGAAAGUAGAUUUCAUUUAAAUAAAUACUGAAUGACUCUGGUUUAGUUUA